GGUGGAACCUGAUCUUGGUGCUGGCCAGGAAAUAAUAAAUAGACGCUUGAAAAGUCGUUGUUGAUGUCUAAACGAGAGCACAGAACGACACAACCCCGAGCCCAUCUCAUCUAAUCUUCCAAGUACACCCAGCUCCUCAGUACAGUAGAUCCUAGUCUAGUCCUGACACCAUGCAACUCCUCGCUUGGGCCUCUCUCCUCCCCCUCGCCCUUGCGGCGCCCGUGUUCCAGCCCCGGGCCGCCCAGCUCAUCCCGGGAAGCUACAUCAUCAAGCUCAAAGACGGCUCGUCCAACGCCGCCCUGGAGAACACCCUCAAGCAUCUCAAGUCGACCAAGACGGACCACGUCUACCGCGCCGGCCGGUUCAAGGGCUUCGCGGCAAAGCUGAGCCCGGCUGUCCUGGAUACCGUGAGCAGGUUGCCCGAGGUUGAAUACAUCGAGCAAGACGCCAUCGUCCGCGCCAACGAUUUCGUGACCCAAGCCGGCGUCCCCUGGGGUCUUGCACGCAUCUCGCACCGCACGACGGGCGCAACGUCGUACGUCUACGACGACAGCGCCGGCGAGGGGACCUGCGCGUAUGUCAUUGACACAGGCAUCUACGUGAACCACACCCAAUUCGAAAACCGCGCGCAAUGGCUCGCCAACUUCGCCGACAGCGACAACCGCGACGGGCACGGCCACGGCACGCACGUCGCGGGGACCAUCGGCGGGGUGGACUACGGCGUGGCGAAGAAGACCAAACUCUUCGCGGUCAAAGUCCUGCGCGCCAACGGGUCGGGCACACUCUCCGGUGUCAUCGCGGGGAUUGACUUUGUCGCCGCCGACGCCGCCGCGCGGGCUUCGACCGACUGUCCCAAGGGGAGUGUGGCGAAUCUGAGUCUGGGGUCUUCAAGAUCUACCGCUGUGAACGCGGCUGCUGCCGCGGCGGUUAGGGCGGGGGUGUUUCUCAGUGUGGCGGCCGGGAAUGAUGACGAUGAUACGCAGUUUUAUUCGCCUAGUUCCGAGCCGACCGUGUGUACCGUUGGUGCGACGGAUGUGGACGAUGUCAGGGCGUGGUUUUCGAAUUAUGGUGCGGGCGUGGAUAUCUUUGCGCCCGGGGUGGAGGUGUUGAGUAGUUGGAUUGGGUCGACGACUGCUACGAAUACCAUCUCGGGCACCUCGAUGGCCGCCCCUCACAUUGCUGGCCUCGGUGCCUACUACCUUGCCCUCGAGGGCCCCAAGACGCCCGGCGAGCUGUGCGAGUACCUCAAGGCUGUCGCCACUCUGGGUACCAUUACCGACCUUCCCGCCGGGACGUUUAACGGGAUCGGGUUUAAUGGC
Molecule: messenger RNA, 1319 nt
Organism: Canariomyces notabilis
Lineage: Eukaryota; Fungi; Ascomycota; Sordariomycetes; Sordariales; Chaetomiaceae
Product: protease
Exons: 4
Biological process (GO): proteolysis
Molecular function (GO): serine-type endopeptidase activity
Source: RefSeq, a predicted model, not a curated record